Messenger RNA from Oncorhynchus kisutch (coho salmon), 1448 nucleotides. RefSeq names its product GLECT and Gal-bind_lectin domain-containing protein. The transcript is spliced from 4 exons. The record is from RefSeq and is a predicted model, not a curated record. NCBI's taxonomy places the organism in Eukaryota, Metazoa, Chordata, Actinopteri, Salmoniformes, Salmonidae. Gene Ontology annotation, molecular function: carbohydrate binding. The coding region runs from base 100 to 540 and encodes 146 amino acids.
GUUUGCCAGCUCUACUAUAGUAUCUCGAGCUCCUCUUGGCAUCACGCUCCCAACACCACCCGGUGCAGAUAUCUCACAUUGAAAGAAAGGAGAGGGGGAAUGGCAGAAAAGGACAACAAGAAAGAAAAUGAGGAAUAUGUCGGGACAAUAAAAGGUGGGCUGCGGCCCACGAUGAGACUGGUUGUCAUGGGUAUUGUUAACAAGAAGCCUCAGAGCAUGGUGGUGUCCCUGUCCAGUGAUCCAGUUGAAGAGGACUUUGAGGGAGACGUGGGUUUGCAGGUAAAGGUCAACUUCCUGGCUAAAGCUGUGCAGAGGAACGCCCGUCUGGCUGGGAACUGGGGGACAUCAGAGAACACCUUGUCAUUCUUCCCCUUUGCUGCUGGGGAGCCCUUCAAGAUGGAGAUAGUUUGUGAACACCAGCAGUUCCGAAUCCUGGUGGAUGGCCAGCCCCUGUGUGGCUUCACCCAUCGUCUGUCUCCGCUGGCCUCUCUCACCGCCCUGCGAGUCUUUGGAGACCUACGGCUCACUAAGGUAGCAUAACACCAGGAACAGACCCGGGGGGGGGGGUCCCAAAAUUACACCCUAGACUCUAUAUAGUCCACUACAUUUGGCCAGGGCUCUGGUCAAAAGUAGUGGACUAUAUUGGGAAUAGUGUGUCAUUUGAGACGGCCAUUUCCCCACAGUUUAGUCAGACAAGGUAUUGUGAAGAUAGGCGGGCCAGGGUAUAGGCGUCGUAGAAGGUGGAGCAUUUUGGUGAUAUCUUGAUCCUUGUGAAAUGUGAAUGUUUGGCACUUAACACCUGCUCCUUAAUAAUUGCGCGAAGUGAAGUGCCUUCACUCUAGAUUAGCUGUUUAUGGUUGUGACUGGGUGAUUUUGACUACAGUUAAUGAAUGUAAUCCAUGUUAAUGAUUGAUUGAUUGAUUGAUUUCCUUAAGCAAACCAUUUGAUGGACUAUAUAUAUACACACUAUACUACGUUGCCCUUGGGAACACAAUAUUUUUUAGAUUUAGGUAAAUGAAAUAUGAAAUGCUGCAUUUGUGACUGUCGAGAUACAACGUGAGAUGAAUGUGCAUCAAAACAAACAAACAAACAAACAUUCCUUAUAGUUCAUGACGUUGCAGGUUUCCAGAGAAGCAAUUACCAAAACAAAAGCAAUGUCUUUAAUAUGCGCCCGUACUACAGCAGGGUGCCCAGCUCAUUGCUUCUGUAACACCUAUAGAAUUAAUACUACCUUAUUGCAUGGUAUUUGUGUUAGUCUGUGUUAGCUGUUAGGUCAACAUAUUGUCGUCUACUGUAGCUCUCGACAUCACAGGACUGUAAAUCCUUUCAAACAAGCUGUCAAACCAUCUUUAAACCAUAUUUAGUUGUUUGAAAUAGAUUGUUGUAGAAAUUAACUUAAAUAAAACAAUUUUCCCAAAUGAUUGUGUUAUCAUAUGUCCUGUAAAGAA